Sordaria macrospora k-hell is the source of this 324-nucleotide messenger RNA. RefSeq lists its product as uncharacterized. Lineage: Eukaryota; Fungi; Ascomycota; Sordariomycetes; Sordariales; Sordariaceae. The record is from RefSeq and is a predicted model, not a curated record.
AUGCCAGACCCAACCAUGUACGGUCUCCCUCCCGGGACGGACAUGUGCACCAUCCUGGGCAGCACACCUCCAGAAGGCAAAGUUCUCAACUUUGUCGACCCUCCGAGCCUUAAACCGGGGUUAAUGGCCGUUUGUUUCAUCCUCUGUCCUACCGCCCUGGUGCUCACGGUGGGGAGACUGAUUGCCAAUCGGAAGAUGUGGAAAGCGGCUGAUUACUCGUCGAUGGUGAGCGUGAUUCUGCUCGUGGGCAUGAUUGGCAUGGAGUUAGGUGUCAAUAGCUACCACGACUACGCCCGCCAUCAAUACGACAUCCCCCUCUGCUAG